AUGCUUGUUUUUGGCCAAACGGGCGGCUGCGAAGGAGAGCGACGAUACGGCGAUACGACGAUGCGACGAUGCGAAGGAAACCGUAUGCAGCGUCGCAGGCAGCGAGGCAGGGCUGGGCAAAAAGACGGCAUGUCGUCGAAAGAACCCGGGGAGGCCGCGGCAGUGCCUGAUGUCGACAAGCCCUACCACCAGUACGGGCAAGCCCAUGUAUCUUGCUCCGCAGAGUACCUGGCCUGGCCGCAUAAUUCCCCCCAUGGCUCGCGUACCGGCGAGCGCCACAGCCAGCCAACCAGCAGCGGCCUGGCGGGGCUGCUCAGCGCCGUCGCAGUGCCGCUGGAUCCUGUCUCGAACGCGGAGUAUCUCGCGAGCACUCGUACCGCCCAGGGGCCCAGGGGCAGCACUGCUCUGACGGCGCCCGUGGACUGCCGGGACGAGCAUGUGCAAUCCGUCUGGGGAACGGAUGGAGCACGGAAAACGGAAGACGGAAAACGGGCAUUUCUGGGGCACGAUCAGGCACACAUUGUGGCGCGGCCUGCACAGACACGACAAGAGAAGGAGAAGGACACAAAGGGCGCACAAACACACGGCGACAAAUAG
Messenger RNA from Grosmannia clavigera kw1407, 597 nucleotides. RefSeq lists its product as uncharacterized. The record is from RefSeq and is a predicted model, not a curated record. The transcript has 3 exons. The coding region runs from base 1 to 597 and encodes 198 amino acids. NCBI's taxonomy places the organism in Eukaryota, Fungi, Ascomycota, Sordariomycetes, Ophiostomatales, Ophiostomataceae.